Messenger RNA from Huiozyma naganishii CBS 8797, 618 nucleotides. It is a transcript of the gene EMP24, whose product is annotated as Emp24p. The record is from RefSeq and is a predicted model, not a curated record. The coding region runs from base 1 to 618 and encodes 205 amino acids. The transcript has a single exon. Gene Ontology annotation, biological process: endoplasmic reticulum to Golgi vesicle-mediated transport; intracellular protein transport; Golgi organization. Gene Ontology annotation, cellular component: COPII-coated ER to Golgi transport vesicle; endoplasmic reticulum-Golgi intermediate compartment; Golgi apparatus. Lineage: Eukaryota; Fungi; Ascomycota; Saccharomycetes; Saccharomycetales; Saccharomycetaceae.
AUGCUUCUCUGCUCUAUUAAACAAGCCAUUGGCGCGUGUCUAAUGCUGCUGUGCGCGGUUCAGGCACACAACGUGCUGCUGCCACCGUACGGGCGUAGAUGUUUCUUCGAGAACCUCAACAAGGGAGACGAGCUGGCCGUGUCGUACCAGUUUGGUAACAGGGACCCAGACCAUCAAACGCAGUUGACGGGUGAUUUUGUAGUGUAUGGUCCAGAGAGGAACGACGUUCUGAAGGCAGAGAGGGGACAGUCCCAUGGGGACGUGUCCUUGACCGUUCCAUACAAGGGGAAGUUCCAGUACUGUUUUGUCAAUGAGAACUCUGGGAUUGAAACCAAGGAUGUCACUUUCAACAUCCAUGGGGUUAUCUACGUGGACCCAUCGGACCCGGAGGCGAACACGCUGGACGGGGCGGUCACGAGAUUGUCGAACUUGGUCCAUACGGUUCAAGAUGAACAAAGUUACAUCGUCAUUAGAGAACGGACGCACAGAAACACGGCAGAAUCGACAAACGAUAGGGUCAAGUGGUGGUCUGUCUUCCAAUUGGGUGUUGUCAUCGUCAACUCCGUCUUCCAGAUCUACUACCUGAAGAGAUUCUUUGAAGUGACCUCAAUCGUGUAA